Molecule: messenger RNA, 1301 nt
Organism: Acomys russatus (golden spiny mouse)
Lineage: Eukaryota; Metazoa; Chordata; Mammalia; Rodentia; Muridae
Gene: Lhfpl6
Product: LHFPL tetraspan subfamily member 6
Exons: 3
Coding region: 194-796 (200 amino acids)
Cellular component (GO): membrane
Source: RefSeq, a predicted model, not a curated record
UUUACCAGGGGCCACCAUCAUUACCACAAAGAAUGAGAGGUUGAUACAUUGUAAGACUGAAGAUUGGUAACAGUGCUUAGCUGCGUCCUCCUUGAAGAACUGUGGAUUCCCUGGGAGUGUCUAGUGACCACCCGCCUUCAUUUCCACCUUCAGGACAAUCAGGUUGAGUCCUCAUUGCAUCGCCUGGUGAAAGAUGGCAUCCAGCCUGACUUGUACUGGAGUAAUCUGGGCUUUGCUCUCCUUCCUUUGUGCUGCCACCUCUUGUGUGGGCUUCUUCAUGCCUUACUGGCUCUGGGGAUCUCAGCUGGGCAAACCCGUGUCCUUUGGCACUUUCCGGAGGUGCUCCUAUCCAGUGCAUGAUGAGAGUCGGCAGAUGAUGGUGAUGGUGGAAGAAUGUGGGCGCUAUGCCUCCUUCCAGGGCAUCCCCAGCACAGAGUGGAGGAUCUGUACCAUAGUGACAGGCCUGGGCUGUGGCCUGCUCCUCCUUGUAGCUCUCACUGCCCUUAUGGGUUGCUGUGUGUCCGAUCUCAUCUCCAGGACAGUAGGAAGAGUGGCUGGAGGAAUACAGUUUCUUGGGGGCUUGUUGGUUGGUGCUGGCUGUGCCCUCUACCCCUUGGGCUGGGACAGUGAGGAAGUCCGGCAGACUUGUGGCUACAUCUCUGGCCAGUUUGACUUGGGAAAGUGUGAGAUCGGCUGGGCCUACUACUGCACCGGGGCAGGGGCGGCAGUCGCCAUGCUGUUGUGUACGUGGCUAGCUUGCUUCUCAGGCAAGAAGCAAAAGCACUACCCCUACUGAGACCAGGCCAUCAGGUGCAAGCGGAGGAGAGGACGGACCGCGGAGGAGGACUGAAGGGGGCCAAAGCAUCCAGCUACCUUCUCAAGGUGGAAUAGUGGUUCUCCCCCAGAACAAUGUUAAGAGAAUGGAAUUCGAUUGAAUCUGGAACGUUCUGUAGGAAGGGAGGGUGGUGGGGAAGUUGUCCAAAGCAUGGAGAAUAUGAGAUGAAGGAGGAAAGUGGACCAAAGGCUAAAAUCAUUGCUGGACGUUGCUGUUCCUAUUCCACAGAGUAUGUUAAUGUAUAUCAUAUACCCAGCAACCUAUAUAUGCAAACGAGGGUCUCAUUUUGUUCCCCUUCAAAAAGAUGAAGACUACAGGAGUCAAAAGGGCUAGUAAAAACAGUCUUAUCUUGGGAAGCAGGUUAGGUACCCUGCAGACAUUCCCUGUGGAUGAGGACUGAGCCUGGAAGCACAUAAGCACGUGCACACACAUGCACAGCUCAUAUGCCACAUGUCAUACGCACACA